CCUUGCAAGCUGUUUUUUGUCAGCUGGUGGCUGCGACUCACAGCUACGUCAACUAUCUAGCAAGACAACAACAAGUUAACUUGGGCCAUUAAUGAACAACAGCGAGCUUUAAAAAUGAGUGAACAGAGGGCUCGACUUCCACGGCACGAAUUUAAAGAACUUUAACUAAGAGUCAGCCUUAACCGCGUCAUCCAGCGUUGGCAAGCCUCAUGAAAAAGAGAGUUGUAUUGUCCUAGCUUGCUAGCUAACGUUAGCUAUUUGUCUUGUGAGUUACCGACAUGGCUACUAGAGAGAUGUCUUUACGGCAGACAUACCGUCACCCACCGGCGAGCAUAAAGCAGGAGCAGGAUGACGACUCGGACGUGGAGGAAACUCACCUGGGGCUGAGGAGGUCAGACGGGCUGGAGUCUCAGAUCAUCCACAGCGGACACUUUAUGGUGUCCUCGCCCCAUUGCGAGCACCCUCCGAAGAAAGGCUACGACUUCGAUACUGUCAACAAGCAGACCUGUCAGACCUAUCAUUUUGGCAAGGCGAGCAUGUCGCACCUCUCCAUAGACGCUUCCCUCACCAAACUCUUUGAGUGCAUGACUCUUGCGUACAGUGGUAAGUUGGUAUCUCCCAAAUGGAAGAACUUCAAAGGUCUAAAACUGCUUUGGAGGGACAAGAUCCGCCUCAACAACGCCAUAUGGAGAGCCUGGUAUAUGCAGUAUGUGGAGAAAAGGGAAAAUCCUGUUUGCCACUUUGCAACUCCUCUCGAUGGAAGUAUGGACUUGGAUGUCCAACGUCCUGCAGAGGGUAGUACCACAGAGGGGAAAUGCUGGAAAAGAAGAAUUGAAAUCGUCAUAAGAGAAUAUCACAAGUGGAGAACAUACUUUAAAAAAAGGUUGCAGAAGCACAAGGAUGACGACCUCUCGAGCUUGCUUAAGGGACCAGAGGAGCAGUUAUCGCUGUUUGGGGAAGUCUCUCCAGACAUGCUCCGUGUCUCCUUUUACCAGGAUGAAGAGGCCGCUGCACGCCGUGUGCCUCGUAGGCUUAAUGAAACCCCUGCCCCUAUGGAGAUGGACCCCCUGUUUGACAUGGAUGUUCUGAUGUCUGAGUUUUCAGACACGUUGUUCUCUACGUUGGCCUCGCACCAGCACAUAGCCUGGCCUAAUCCAAGGGAGAUUGCUCAUGCAGGGAACGCAGACAUGAUCCAACCAGGACUCAUUCCUUUACAACCCAACCUAGACUUCAUGGACUCCUUUGAUCCACUGCAAGACUUAUUUCACAGCCUCCGUCCGCCCGUCUUCCACUCUGUUUUAUCCACUGCAUCAUCUGUCACCUCUCUACCCAGCAGCAGCUCUCAGUCACAGGCCCAGUUAAUGUCCUCCAUGCUCACAAGCAACCACAUCUCCCCUCCUGGGCCCCUGCCCACCCCCUCUCCCAUGGCCAGUCAAACCAGCCGAACAGGUGGCGGCGGCGGCGGCGGCGGCAGCGGUGGUGGUGGUGGUGGUGGUGGUAACAGUAAUGCUGCCUAUGUACAAAACUACAUGCCUCUGUUUCCUGGGCAGGUGGCGCCCAGUGAUCAAGCAGUCGUUUCCUCAGUCUCUCAGUCAUUAUCCCAUGAUCCUCUGGCACAGUGCCUUCCAGGUCAGGACAUGGCCUCAGCAGCACCCAUGGUUCCACUACCCUUGGACAACACCUCAGUGCUGGAUGAGACAGCAGCACAGUCUGUGAUUACACACACAGCCUCCUCUACUGUCACACCCAGCGAUGCAGCAACCACCUUCAGCCACGCCUCAGAAUAUAGCUCCAUAUCCACACAACCUCCAGCUUCUCCUUCCCAACUCCAGCCCUUGGCUCCAUUACCUGCCACUCCUGUCCAGCACCCUCAGACUUUUGCCCUGCCUCGCCCCUUUCUGUCACCUGGUUCAAACAAAAAACGCCUCAUCCUCACAGCCCCUUUCCCAGGUCAUGCCAAUGCGGUCAUUGUUACACCAACACCUCUAAAAGCAGAUGUGGUCCAUAAUACUGGAGUGGUCAUCACUCCUUCUCAACUUGGAGGGGCUCCUGGAUUUCACGUUUUGUCUAAGACAAAGAAGUCUCCCCAGCCUAUUCUCCCCAAAGGAAAGUCUUAUUCUUCCAGCCGCAGGAAUCAGAAAGCCUCCUCUAGUGUCGGUCACAGUCAGCCGGGAUCAAGUCAAGGAUCACCAUGUGGGUUAGAUCAAGUUCCUAGUCCCCAGUCACUGAUCAGCAGCAGCAGUACACCUCUGGUAAAGAAUGAACAAAAUCAGAGCCGGAGGACAACACACAUAUCUGCUGAGCAAAAGAGACGAUCAAACAUAAACAUUGGCUUUAAAACACUCUGCAACUUGGUUCCCACUCUAAAGUCACAAAUAAAUAUCAGUAAUGCAGUCACAUUGCAGAAGACAGUGGAUCACAUUGGGAAGCUCCAACAGGAGAGGCAGCAGAUGCAGGAAGAGGCCAAGAGACUACGUGAGGAGAUAGAAGAGCUCAACACCUCCAUUAACUCGUGUCAGGAACAGCUUCCUGCGACAGGGGUGCCCAUCAGGCGGCAUCGGGUCAACCACAUGCAAGAGAAGUUCAAUGAAUAUGUAAAGGACCGCACUCUUCAGAACUGGAAGUUCUGGAUUUUCAGCAUCAUUAUCAAGCCUCUCUUUGAGUCAUUCAAUGGGAUGGUGUCAACUACAAGCAGGGCAGAGCUGUGUCAGACCACCCUGCAAUGGCUCGAGCGUCACUGCUCCCUUCCAGUCCUCAGACCCAUGGUGCUGAGUACCCUUCGCCAGCUGAGCACAACCACGUCCAUACUUAGUAAUCCAUCCCUGCUACCUGAAGAAGCCCUCCAGGCCGUCACAAACACAGACACACAGCCUUGCUCUCAGAGGAGGUGAGGUGACCCAAGAGCCACAUGAACCUUUUAACAGCAAUCAUUAAAAUGACAUAUCUCUAGAUUACCUUAUAGCCAUUCAGCAAGGUCACCAGGGUCUUCCACAGACUUCCCUGAAAAAUAAAUGACAUGAUACUUGCAAGUUA
Molecule: messenger RNA, 3033 nt
Organism: Perca fluviatilis (European perch)
Lineage: Eukaryota; Metazoa; Chordata; Actinopteri; Perciformes; Percidae
Product: MLX interacting protein
Exons: 17
Coding region: 279-2891 (870 amino acids)
Biological process (GO): regulation of transcription by RNA polymerase II
Cellular component (GO): nucleus
Molecular function (GO): protein dimerization activity; RNA polymerase II cis-regulatory region sequence-specific DNA binding; DNA-binding transcription factor activity, RNA polymerase II-specific
Source: RefSeq, a predicted model, not a curated record